AUGCGCUACUCCUUCGUCGCCGCUAUUCUCUCCACCGCUGCUCUCCUCGUCUCCGCUGCUCCUAUCGAGCUCGACGGGACCCACAUGAACAAUCUCAAGGCACGACACAAUCCCCCACCGUCUCACACGCGGGCAUUCCUCCAUGCCGAGGCCAAGCACGACGAACAUGCCGGUAAAGCCGAGUGGCAUAGUAACAAGGCGGACCAGCACAUCAGUGCCCAGAGGUCUGCUAUGGACAGAGCUGAGACCCGCCCCAAUUCUGUUAAACACUACAACCAGUUGAUGCAAGAGGCCGUGCAUCACGGUAGACAGGCCGACCACCAUAUUGACCGAGCAGAUCAUCAUUCGAGGAAGGCCGCUGAAUAUAAGGAAGAUAUGCGCUAUCAUGGUAGCAAGAUUGGAAUCCACGUCCCAAGGAGCAUUGAUGAGCUAGAUUAG
This is a messenger RNA of Serendipita indica DSM 11827, 438 nucleotides long. The record is from the annotation of a GenBank genome assembly. Lineage: Eukaryota; Fungi; Basidiomycota; Agaricomycetes; Sebacinales; Serendipitaceae.